Molecule: messenger RNA, 2072 nt
Organism: Ruditapes philippinarum (Manila clam)
Lineage: Eukaryota; Metazoa; Mollusca; Bivalvia; Venerida; Veneridae
Exons: 1
Coding region: 372-2072 (566 amino acids)
Source: RefSeq, a predicted model, not a curated record
AUGAUUCUUGCCACUAUUCAUGAGGAAAGGUAAUUUAGUAGUUUUUUUUUUUUUUAAAAACAAUGCUUAAGUUCUGAUAUUAAGUAUAUUUACUUAAAUAACAUCAAAAUUUCCUAAAUGUCUACUAUUGACAAGUAUAAUCAUAUAAUCUAAUGAUAAUACACUUAGUAAAUUAUUGAGAAAUUAAAAUAAUGUAUAUACUUUUUGCAGAACAAAGCAUUUAUAUACAGUUAUUGAAGAAUUUGUAUGCAAUAUAAGUUAAUAUGUGAGAAUAGUGAAAAGUGUUACACUCCUGACAUUUUUUUUCUUUUUCAGCAAUUGUAGUUAACUUUGUUUUAUUUUCAGCAGUCUUAUAAACAAUUGAAGUAAGUAUGAAAAAACUAAAAGUAAGCCUUCCUGCUAUUGAAAGAGCUCUAAAAUCACAUGUUUCUACAAAUAUAACAAGACAAAAACAAGAUGAUGACAAGAAACAAACAAAGAAAAAAACAACAAAAUCUUCAAAAGAACGGGUUCGUAAAUACCGUGAAAAACUUAAAAAUGACCCUGUCUAUAAACAAAAGCUACUUGAAUUAAAAGAAAAGAAAAAAACAGAGAACAAAGCAUAUAAAUCUAAACAAAAAUUGAAGAGAGAAAAUGAUGAGAAUUUUGACAGAGAGUGUAAAGUAAAGCAAAGAAAGUGGACAAAAGACAGUAGGAAACGUAAAAGCAAAACACUAAACAUUGAAACAGCAAACACAAAUGGUCAGGUGAGGUACAGUUGUAAAAAGAAAGUUGAUCAACAUUCAACAUUACGCAAAAGAGCUGAACGUGUUCGAAAGUCCUUGCCUGAAGAUUCCAACUACUGGGCCAAAACAAUGAGCCAUAUCAUAAAACAUGCUACACCUAAGAGGAGGUCCUUGCUUAAUUUGAGUACAUCUAGUCCAGGUACUGAAAAUCUGCUAGAAACUCUUGAAUUAAGAAGACAAGGAAGGCCUAACAAGGAACAGGCAGGUGCAAAAAAGAAGUUGGCUUUUUCAGAAAAAAGCACUUCACUCUGGAAUAGCAAAAAAUCACUAAAUGAAUACAAACGAAGAAAAAACAAACAAGCAAAAAGAUUGUCAAAAACCACUCAAUUUAAAAAAUCAUGGAUGCCAAAACUACUAAGCUUCCUUGAUGAACAUUCAAGAACAAUGCCAAACAAAAAGGACACCAUUUUGAUAGAUGGCAGGCAUGUUGCAAAGCGUCAUCUGCUCUGUACAAAAUUGGAAUUGUUCAAGAGCUUUAAAGCUAUUCAUCCAGAUUAUAGCAGGAGAUUCAGCACUUUUAAGAAAAUGAUUCCUAAGAAUUUCAAACGGUUAGACUUGACAUGCAGAAGAGUCUGUGUCUGCACAAAAGAUUUCAAUUUUGAACAAAAAGUUGAAGCAUUGAAUAAGAUUGCCCAGCAGCAGUCAAUGCCAUUAUUAAAAGCCACACCUAAACAGCUGUCAAACUUAUCUCUGUGCCCAUAUGAAGACAUCCCUAAAAGGUCAUGUGUUGAUAGGCAAUGUGUCGAUUGUGGAACUGCUAUCGUUGUCAACACCUAUGAACCACUUGUUCAGGCAUGUGGAAACAGUGUUGUGGCAAAGUACUACCAAUGGGAGUCCUCAAAAGAGUCGUAUAUUUCUAAAGAUGGAGAUAAAAAGCAUACAACUCGCUGGAUACAAGCUGAAAAGACCUGCAGUGUUGCAGAUCUUGUACAUGAUAUUGCUAAAUCUCUUGAAAGUCAUUCAAGCCAUUUAUUUAGAGCAAAUUUCCAAUAUAAAAUGGAAAGCCUACUUACUUCAGACCUUCCUCUGGACCACUGCUUGGUUGUUAUGGACUUUUCAGAGAACAUUUCCCUACAACCUCAAGAUGAGAUAGAAUCAGCUCACUGGACUACAAAACAAGUUACAUUACAUCCGGUUUUUAUAGUAAGACAUGACCCACAAAGAAACUUGACAUCAAGGUUAUCUACCAUUUCAUGGAGUCUGGACAUGGCAAAGGUCAAAGUGAUGGCAUUGGUGCUGGAAUCAAAAGAAAACUGGAACGUCUCAUUCUUGGAGGCAAAGUCAUAA